AAAAUUUGAAAAUAAUCAAGGACAGUUAGCGGAAUCAGCAGGAAGAUUUCAAACCGAGAAAAGUAAAUCAUUUACUAUUUCAGCGAAUUAUCUUAAAAAAGUAAACAUGUAAUCUCGAAAAAAAUCAAUUUUGUCCAAAUAAAAACAUCGGUCUUGAAUAAAUGCUUGAUAAAAAGUAAUAAUUAUGGAAUAAAUGCCUAAAUGCGGUAUGCUAUUCUUUGGAUCAGAUGAACAUUUUUUUGUUAUGUUUGUUAUGUUAUACUUGGAUCUGAAUGUAAAAAAUUAAAACUCAUGUCAAAGAACAAAUUGUUUUGAUACUUUGGUAUCGCGAGAGCAAGUGAUACUCUUACCUUGUAAUAACGAACUUUCCAGGCAAAGAAACUGACCGGUUUCAAAGUUCUUCAUAUUGGAUUCUUGUGAUGUGAAUUGUCUAUUUAACAAACCAACAAUUUCAAGGCUCGGAACCAGAUAUUACGAGGUAUAAGCAUUCAUUCCCUUAAUUCACUGAAAUUUCGGGAAAUUUGAUCCGUUUACAACAGUUCCACAGUUCUGUGUUCAGAAGAUAAAGAAGGAAAACAAGAUAUAGCAACUCUUGAAUUUUGACAUGGAUGAUAUUAAUCGAUUGACCUUUGUAUAUGAGUGAGUUGACUGUGUUGCCCUCUUAUUUAAGAGUGUCCUGUUAAUUAGUGACGUAACCUAAAAUGUACACACUGUUACAGGAGAAGAAGAAGGUACAGUAUAGCAUUCUGCAAAAAUAUGAAGGGAUCCGUAAUAAAUUUUUUUACUCUAUGAACGAGAUUUAGAAAAAAGAAAGUCAGAUAAAUAUUUUAUUCAAGAGAGUGUAUCAUUUAAAAGGAAAAGAAAUCGCGAAUUUGUCAUCAGUUUCUCGUUGCCGUAUGUUUCUUUUCAAUUCUUCAAGUCAAAUUACGUAGAGGGCGAAGUUUGAUAAAACCUUGAGGCACUAUUUUUCAUGUUUCUUCUCCAUAUGACUGGUCUAGAGAAACACAACAAUUGUUUUAGAUUUUUAAAAAGAGAUUUCUAUGUUUGAAAGUCAAAAAGGUUUAAUAUUGUUUAUCUUUUUAAUCUCGCUUCUCAAGGUAACAUGUCACUCCAGUACACAGUAUGCCAAAAAUGUACAAAAAUGCGAAGGAGUAGAAAUUACGGACUCGAGAUUCCCUGUCAGUCAAGACCGACUCUUCGGCCAGCGGUUUUCGCAAAUCGCGCCAAAUCUUUUGUGGGUUAGUAAACUGGCGGGAAAUAAAGUAGCUGGUCACAUGUAGAAGGAAGCAUUAGAAGCACAUCUGCGUUGAAAGCCAUGCCUGUAACAACAAGAAACAGUGAAAGCCAAACUAAGAUCGGGUUCAGAACCAGAAAGAGUAGGAGGAGUGUUCCAGCAAAAAUCAAUGACAUCGAAAAUUUGAAACAAGCUGAAUGUCGUAGCGAGAAUCGAGCCAAUGCUCGAUCACUUGGCAAGAGAGGACAGAGUUUCUGCUCACCGGUUUCUGUCCAGCUAACAGACAUUUCAGAAAAUGUUGAAAUCAAAGAUCGGUUUAGUCCGCUUGGAAUUCCACAGAAAGAGGGUGUGACAGUGCAGCGUAAAGGACCCAUUUCUCCAAGGAAACGUCUGUUUUGCGAAGAUGAAUGUCUGAAUAAAGAAAAUUCACCACUGCCUAAAGAAAAUAAGGCAGCAACAAAUCUUGGCUCACCUUCAAAGCAGAAAAAAUGCGAACUGCGUACAGUUCCUCAGAGUGAAGAAAAUCGAAAAGAGAGCAAGUGCAGGUUGACACUCAGUAAACAAGAUGGUAAACAGUAUGGAAUGAUCCGACAGAAGCUACACGCAUCCUUGCCAGAUAAAAUGCUUUGUAGAGAAGGAGAAAUGAAUGCAAUUUGUAAUUUCAUGGAGAAAAAGCUACAAGGGAAAUCAUCUGGUAGUCUUUAUGUGUCAGGUGCUCCAGGUACAGGGAAAACUGUUAGCCUGACCAAAGCAUUAAAAACAAUGAGGGAAAAGAAAAUGGUUUUCAAAGAGGUUUGGAUUAAUUGCAUGUCACUAAAUCAGUCAACCAAUGUUUAUCAGAAAAUUGCCACAGAGGUUUCUUGUGAUUCAGGAAAAGUGAAAUGCAGGGAAAGUGAGAAAUACCUUGAAAAGUUCUUCCAGAAAUCAGGCUCAAAAAUAGUUCUUAUUCUUGAUGAAAUUGAUCAACUUGAGUCCAAAAAUCAAGAAAUUCUCUACCAGCUAUUUGAGUGGCCAUCUUUACCAAACUCUAGAUUAGUACUAGUUGGCAUUGCUAAUGCUUUGGAUCUCACUGACAGAAUCUUGCCAAGGCUGCAAUCAAGAACAAGUUGCCGACCUGAACUGUUGCAAUUUCCACCAUACAACAAGGACCAAAUAAUUGAGAUAUUACAUGAAAGGUUAAAAGAUGUAAAUGAUGGGCUGGUUGACAAAAAUACAAUUCAGUUCUGUGCAAGAAAAGUUUCUGCUGUUGCUGGUGACAUGAGAAAAGCUUUAGACAUAAUGAGGCGUUCAGUGGAGCUGGUUGAAAUUGAAUCAAGAAAACAGCAAGUUCUAAAGGCUGUCACAAAUAGCCCAUCAAAAAUAUCUACAGCAAAAAGUCCAGUUCAACAGAAAGUUACUCUUUCUCAUGUAGCCAGAGUUGUUUCAGAGGUCUAUGGUUCAGGUUUCUCAAGUAGUACUUCAAGUAAAGAAUCCCUACCUCUGCAGCAAAAAGUGUUGAUUUGCACACUACUACUUCUGCUCAAAAAUGGAAAAUGCAAAGAAGUUACUCUUCCAAAGUUGCAUUCAACAUACAGCUUAAUUUGUCAAAAGAGGCAGUUAAGUUCUGUUGUCCAAGAAGAGUUUGUUUCACUUUGUGAACUUGCAGAUGCAAGAGGGAUCAUUUCUUUAAAGCGAGGAAAAAAUAUGACAGCUACUAAGGUUUCACUGAGGUUACAAGAAGCAGAUGUUGACCACGCACUACAAGACAAAACUUUGUUAUCAUCAGUUUUAGAAGGUGGCCUACCCUACUAAUGCUUUUCCAAAAUAUUUAUAAAACUUUUACUUUUAAGUUAAUUCUUUUAAAUAUCAUUUUUAGUGAUCUUUUUUAGUUUCCAUUUUACUUUAAAGCAUUUUAGGAUUUUAUUUCUAAGGUUAUAAAUGCAUUUUAUUAUGACGUGAAAACAUGUAAAAAUGUAAAUUUGUAUAAAUGAUGUGAUAUCUGUAAGAUUGUGUUUUCAUCUAGCCUAGUUCCUGUUUUCUACUAAGCUAUUAUUCCUGUUGUCCUGCUAAGGCUGUGUUUACAUUCCACAAUCUUUUCCUGGCACCUUAAAAGGUGUGCAUAUUUUGUUUUACUAAUAUCUUGCAGUGUUCAGGCCGCAGAAAUAUUAAAUAGCAAAAAUCAGUUUCUCAAGGAGUUAAAACUCUUUACUAAGUGAACAUUCCUUUUUCUGAAUUGUAAAAGGGAUACCCUAAACACUGUAUCCAGGAUUUUGCUACUAGUUACUGGGCAGAUGUCACAGAAAUAAUGCAUUCACACAGUUUGCACUCAAAAAAUUUCAUGAUUUUCUGAUAAUCAAAGGGCUUAUGAAAUGUAAAUCAAAUGGAUAAACAACCUUCCUGGAGAAUUGUAUUUCAACAUUAAAAAACCUGUCAAAGUUCAAAGAAAAUUGUUAACAAGGUGGGUUGACACCUGAAUUUUGAUGCCUUCACGAUAUUGUGCAAAGUGGACACAGCCUUAGGUUUUAACUUGACAAGGUCAAUUACUGAUUUUAUGUAUAAAUACCAAAAACCUAAAUCUCUAAUGUAGGAAUUUACACAGGAAAAUUUAAGGAAAACAUGGUUGACACAUUUAUUGAAAAUUAAUAUGGUAGCAUCACAAAUUUCAUUUACUGAAACUUUAUGAACCAGAGUUGAAAUAUGAAAAUACUAGCUGUUCUGUUUGUUUUUUACGUCAAUAGCAGGAAGCAUUAUUUUGAAAUCAAAAUGUCUGUAACCAACAUCAGCUACUCAGUCGAAAUCACUGUAGGAGUUACUGUAAUAAUCCUGCAAAAAUCUGAAAAUGCCAAACAAACUGCCUUUUCAUGCUAGCUUGGGCUAUAACACACCUCUUACUUAGUUCCUAAAUGAAGAAAAAACAUGGAAAAUACCAAAUUAAGCACUCCGAUAUAUAUACUUUGAAAUAUUUUGAAUAGCAACUCAAAAGUAGUGCUUGCUUCUUCACCAUUCAGUAAAAUGAGUUAUACAGAGAAAAAAUAAGAAAAACUUAAGAAAAAUAUAUAAGCAAAGAAAGGAAGGAAGAAGGGGUGUAACAAGAGGCUAAGACUAUGCUUGCAAUUGGUCAUGAACUUAAGAAUGAACAGUAGGGUAGAAUUGGUUACUCUGGGUAACUUGCAGCAUGGGUUGCAAUAGACAAGCAUUGGCAGCAUGUACAACAAUAGGUGUGCUUCAUCCAAAUCAACUCUGGUCAAACUGGGUCUCACCACAAUUUAUUGUUGAAGAAAAUAUAUUUUGAAAUUCAAAGCCUUCUUAAAAAUCUAAAUCAACAACAUUCAAAAUCAGUUAAAUAAAGUUUCCCCAGUUUGGAUUCAAUGAUAUUCACAGAGGAGUAGGUCUACUGCUAACCAUUAUGAGUAAAUCAAUCAUAUUGUUUCAAUGUAUUAGUGCAGAGUAAUGGUUGUUCUACUGAAAACCUAAGAAAUAAAAUAUCAUUCUAAGUGCAACCAAGUUUCAAUUUCUACUGAUUUUAAGUAACUUAAAAAUGUGCCAGUUCAUAUAAGACAACAAAAUAAUUAUUUUACAGAAAUUAGGUUCCUACACCACAAUGAAAGAUGAAACAAUUAUAUUCUUCUCUAAUUUUUUAAGAAAUUUAGAUCAAUCAGAAAAUAUGCAUCAUGAAAAACUGGUUCUGUCUUGUGGUGUUUAGAAAUAAAAUCAGAGAGAAAGAUAAUAUAGCAAGCAUUGCGUAUAUGUGAAUUUCACAAGCUUUUUAACAGUACACAAAUGAUAAAACCUAAAUAUACCACAAGUCUUGUUGACAGCAUCACACUUCUGUAAAAAUGCUUUUGCAUUUAUCACAGUCACUGUCUUUUUAAGUCAGAUUUCUCUUUAAUUCUUGAAGCUGAACAGGAUUUGCAAACAAUAGUCAAUAAAAUUUCCAAGCUUUCUUCCUUCAACCAUAUUCCAAAAAUUACGAUAUUCACUUAAUUUUUCUUAAUGUUUAUCAUGUCCAUCAUCGAAAAACAUUUUUUCGAUAGCGAUAGCUACCAAAAAUGCGCCAAAACCAAUUCCUAGGCCAGGAAACAUUCGCCUCAAGUGCGCUCUUGGCAUCAACUCUGGGUGAUAUCUCCAAGCCUCAAAUCGCGCCCAUGGGUCUUUUCUUACAAUAUUUGAUUUAUUGCUCGAAUUUUCCAUGACUUUCAAAGAAAUUUUAGCACGUUAGUCCAAGCUCAGGCUGGUUUGAUAUGCUUUUUACUGAAAAAUCUCCAGCCAAGUUGGAUUGGUAUCCAACU
Rhopilema esculentum is the source of this 5502-nucleotide messenger RNA. Its product is annotated as DNA replication factor CDC6. Gene Ontology annotation, cellular component: nucleus. Gene Ontology annotation, biological process: DNA replication initiation; cell division; mitotic DNA replication checkpoint signaling. The record is from RefSeq and is a predicted model, not a curated record. NCBI's taxonomy places the organism in Eukaryota, Metazoa, Cnidaria, Scyphozoa, Rhizostomeae, Rhizostomatidae. Gene Ontology annotation, molecular function: DNA replication origin binding.